AUGCCUCACCCAAGUCUCUCCGUCCCUCUCCUGCGCCCACUGGAGAACCAACCCCCCCCGUCGUCACCGGGGCCAAGCGCAACCCGACGUGCCCUCGCCCGCCUCGUCCGUUUCCAACGCAAGGGCAGAGUGCUGCUCAGCUCUCAGAAGAAACACUCCCUCAUCAUGCUCAUCGUGGCGCUCGAUGUCGUCGCCUUGCUGGCCAACGUCUUUGUUCAGCUGGUUGCGUGCGAGAUGCAUCGGAGCGACGAGCAAUGGGUGAAGCAUCUGACCGGGGGCUUGGAAGUCCUGGGGCUGGUCUUUAGCAGCUUGUUCAUGGUCGAGCUAGCUGCCUGUCUGUUCUCGUAUGGUCUCAGUUACCUGACGUCAUGGUUUCAUCUGUUCGAUGCUGCUGUCAUUGUGGCAAGCUUCGCUAUUGAUCUUGCCACUCGCGGCCUCGCCGAAUCUAUCGGCUCGCUUGUCAUUGUCUUGCGUUUAUGGAGACUGGCCAAAAUCUCGGAGGAAGUCGUCGUGGGGGCUACGGAAAGGUUGGAGGCUUUGGAGCAGCAGAUGGAAGAGUUGACGCAUGAGAACAUGGCCCUGAGACAGCGGUUGGGUAUCGAGUCUCACGAACCCUCUGGUCAAGAGUAG
This is a messenger RNA of Ustilaginoidea virens, 630 nucleotides long. RefSeq lists its product as uncharacterized. Gene Ontology annotation, molecular function: voltage-gated proton channel activity. The coding region runs from base 1 to 630 and encodes 209 amino acids. The transcript is spliced from 2 exons. The record is from RefSeq and is a predicted model, not a curated record. Gene Ontology annotation, biological process: proton transmembrane transport. Gene Ontology annotation, cellular component: plasma membrane. Lineage: Eukaryota; Fungi; Ascomycota; Sordariomycetes; Hypocreales; Clavicipitaceae.